Messenger RNA from Oryza sativa Japonica Group (Japanese rice), 1683 nucleotides. The record is from RefSeq and is a predicted model, not a curated record. Lineage: Eukaryota; Viridiplantae; Streptophyta; Magnoliopsida; Poales; Poaceae.
GUGAUUUGACGCGAGAAAAAGGAUAGCCACCCGCCAUCGCCCACACGCUCGCGCACAUACGCUACACCUCCCCUUCGCCGUAGUAUACACCUCCACCUUUCCCUUCCAUUAAUACCUCCACCCCCCACUCCUCUCCCCCAUCUCCCCUCCCUCUCGCCAUUGGAGCUAGACAGCUCGAGCUCCAGGAGGAAGAAGAGAGAGAGCCUAGCUGCUAGGGUUUCCAUCGGAUUUGGUUUUUUAUUUUCUUUUUGUUUCUUGUGUGUGUUUUGAUGGAUCAGAGCUUUGGGAAUCUUGGAGGAGGAGGAGGAGCAGGGGGGAGCGGCAAGGCGGCGGCGUCGUCGUUCCUGCAGCUGCCGCUGUCCACGGCGGCGGCGGCCACCGCGUACUACGGCACGCCGCUCGCCUUGCACCAGGCGGCGGCCGCGGCUGGCCCGUCGCAGUACCACGGUCACGGUCACCCCCACCACGGCGGCGGCCACCACCACAGCAAGCACGGCGGCGCCGGUGGUGGGGAGAUCUCGGCGGCGGAGGCCGAGUCCAUCAAGGCCAAGAUCAUGGCGCACCCCCAGUACUCCGCCCUCCUCGCAGCCUACCUCGACUGCCAGAAAGUCGGAGCGCCGCCGGAGGUGCUGGAGAGGCUGACCGCCACGGCGGCAAAGCUGGACGCCCGCCCUCCCGGCCGCCACGACGCGCGCGACCCGGAGCUCGACCAGUUCAUGGAGGCGUACUGCAACAUGCUGGCCAAGUACAGGGAGGAGCUGACGCGGCCGAUCGACGAGGCCAUGGAGUUCCUCAAGAGGGUGGAGUCGCAGCUCGACACCAUCGCCGGCGGCGCCCAUGGCGGCGGCGCCGGCUCGGCGCGCCUCCUCCUCGCCGAUGGUAAAUCUGAAUGUGUUGGUUCUUCUGAGGAUGACAUGGACCCAAGUGGCCGCGAAAACGAGCCGCCUGAGAUCGACCCGCGCGCUGAGGAUAAGGAGCUCAAGUUUCAGCUUCUGAAGAAGUACAGUGGCUACUUGAGCAGCCUAAGGCAAGAAUUUUCCAAGAAAAAGAAGAAAGGAAAGCUGCCUAAGGAGGCCAGGCAGAAGCUGCUUCACUGGUGGGAGCUGCACUACAAGUGGCCUUACCCCUCAGAGACGGAGAAGAUUGCGCUUGCGGAAUCGACAGGACUAGAUCAGAAGCAGAUCAACAACUGGUUCAUCAACCAGAGGAAACGGCACUGGAAGCCAUCGGAGGACAUGCCGUUCGUCAUGAUGGAAGGUUUUCACCCACAGAAUGCUGCUGCAUUGUACAUGGAUGGCCCGUUCAUGGCAGAUGGAAUGUACCGCCUCGGUUCGUGAACCUCGAUCUCGAUCAUCGGCGUGUUUGAUGAGAGAUCCAAUGCCAAGAUAAAUUGAUCAUGGAAUGUAUUCAGCAUGCGUUGCAAUGCAUGGACAUUGUUAUGGAAUUUUUGGUUUAUUUACCUUUCACCGUGGAUUGACAAGGUCUCGAUCAUGUUAGUGUUGAUGGCUUAUAGUUCUCCAGUAAUGUUGUUGUUUUUCCUUUCGAUGGCUUGUAAAAGUUUAGGUGUAUCGGAAUUUCGAUCAACUUGCUCGUACGCUGGUAAUUAAUUUGGUGAUGGUCUAUAUGUUGUAUGGUUGUGCGUUUCAGAUUGGUGUUCAAAGUUGCCUAUCUGAAACAAUUAUA